UUCUGAAAAGUCUAUAGACGCACGCAAUGAGUAGGAAACUACGUGAAUUAUUUAUUUCUCGAAUGCUAAUCUCAGCGUUACUGUAAAGUCUAAUGAAUGCUUUUCUAAAGGGAUUGUAUGAUUAAAAACCCAUUGUAAGAAAGAAAUUUGGAUUGCUUCAUUCGAAUAGCGUGCACGAUAUUGAAUUUGAAUUGAAUCCGAAACAGUUUUAAUCAAACAGGAAAGUCUACUCGCAUCGAGAUUCAAAGAAGUCUGUUUUCAAUAAUUAUACAGCAAACUUCAAAUUUUUUAUAAUCUGUGGCAUCCACAAGGUAAUUUUUACAUCUUUUGGAUCCAAGCAGCCGUAUUUAAAUACGUUCUUUAGAGAAUUGUCGCUAUAGCCUUUUAGAGUCCAGGAAUUAUUUUUUCUAUUUUUCCUUUGGUAUACAAUUAUUAUAAAAAUAACGCUGGUAAAUCUCUAAAGCUUCGACAUUUAUGUCCACUAUUUAACACAUGACUACUCGAAAGCGUUAUAAAGUCAGUUAUGUUUUAGAUUCGAACGAAGACAAAUUAGGUCACCGCUUAAAUGUGAAUUGCCUUGCACUUGGGCGCUGCUUUUCAGCUAAGGGGUCCGCACCUGUCAGCAGUGCCCUUUACAGCGGAGGCCGGGAUGGACAAUUGUUUCGUUGGGACGUCGGUUUAGACUAUGCUAAGAAGCCAGUACCUUUAUCCUCAAUACAGGCUCAUUCUUCGUGGAUAAAUGACAUUGCUGUUACUUCUGAUUCUCAAGGUGUCAUAUCUUGUUCGUCCGACUUGACAGUAAAGCUAUGGAAGCCUCAUGUUUCUGGCCCUUCAUCUUUGACCACGAUUGGUGAACACAACGAUUAUGUCAAACGUCUUAGUCUUUCCAAGGAUUGUAAAAGUCCAUGGGUAGUUUCCGGUGGUCUCGACAGUCGCGUAAUUGUCUGGGAUUAUAAUGUCGGUCAAGAAGUAGUGCGUUUUGAGCAACCUCCCAAUUGUGCUAUCACUGUCGGUCCUCGGAGUGGUGUGUAUUCACUAGCUACAAACAACAACAUUAUCGCUAAUGGAGGUAUUCAAAAAGAUAUACAGCUUUGGGAUUGUGUUUCUAAAAAGCGAAUCACUGAUUUAGUUGGUCAUACUGAUACUGUUCGAGAUAUUUUAAUAAGUGAAGAUGGAAGAACAAUCCUUACGGCCUCUUCGGAUGCUACUAUUAAACUUUGGUCUUUAAGAGCUCAGAAAUGCUUAUUUUCUUUUUUGGCUCAUUCUGAUAGUGUUUGGUCUUUGUUUUCUGAGCAUCCUGACCUUAAAGUGUUUUACGCCGGUGACCGCUCAGGACUGAUUACUCGUACAGAUAUUCGAGACACACGCAACAAUCAAAGCUGUUCUGCUAUAUGUAAACAGGAUUCUCCUGUUUCUGAUUUAAUUGCCCGCCAGUCUUUCAUCUGGAGUACAGCUUCGGACAGUUCCAUUCAUCAGUGGAAAGAUAAAUCUUUUUCAUCUGAUAAUUCAGCUUCUUCAACGAUAGCUUCGCCUUCUCUCCUUCCUCCUCUGACACAAAGUACUUCACGACAUUCUGUCGAAACAAGGAGCGGCGAAUGCCCAACUCUUUAUCACGACGACGCAGAGGACAUAUAUUAUGAUUUGCAAUUUGCAGAAAGCCUGAAUUAUUUAGAUGUUAAUAGAAAGCCUGAAUAUACAAUCACGGGUGGACUUGGAUUGGAGAGAUGUCGAUUAUUAAGCGACCGGCGGCGGGUACUUACAGAAGAUACGGUUGGAAAAAUGUGUUUAUGGGAUAUAAUAAGCUGUAAAAAGAUUGAGGAUGUUGUUGCUAAUGAUAAUUUUGAUAAAGUUGCUCAGUCUCUUGACACGUUAGAGACGUUACCCAGAUGGGCUUCGGUAAAUUGCUUCUUGGGAAUUCUUGCGGUGACUCUUGACGAAAAUCAUUAUAUGGAUACAGAAGUUUACGCAGAUGAGUGUUUGCAGAUUAAGUCAGACGAGUUUAUUGAUAAACGUAUCAACUUAGGUGUUUGGCUUCUGAAGAACCUGUUUUCUCCCUUUAUUUAUUUUGAGCUUCAACGAGAUGCGGAAUUCAGAAAAAAUGUUGAAAUGAUAAGAGCGAAUGUACGAAAGCAAUCAGAAACAGUAGAAAAAUCGAAAAACAGAAGCUCCGUCACAAUGCCUGUUGCUCUUUCACCCUUAAAACUGCGACCUAGACCAUCUGCAGCGUUGUUUCCUAAUGAACCGUUAACUCCUGCUAGUCUUGAGUUUUCUCCGACUUCCUUUGCUAUGGAUCAGUUAAGCGAUACCCAGCCUCAGUCUCCUUUUCAACCUUCUUCUUAUAAUCCGAUAUAUACGUCUGCUGAGACAGAGAGUUUGAUGAACGCUCCUGAUUAUUUUUCCAUACCUACGAGUAAACCACAAAAUGAAGGCUCUACGAUUGUAAAAACGAAAGAAUUAGACUCGCCCAAACGUGAAGGGUCUUUCUUAGGGCGGUUGAAGAAAUUUGGAAGAUCCAAAUCUUCAAGGAAUCUAUCUUUAGGCUCUCCCAGGUCUCCAACUGAGCAUUUACCGCUUAACAAGUCCAUCAAUCUGAAUCCAAUUCUUAAUGCGGCCUCACCCCCAUUAAAAUCUGAAGCGAACAAUGUGGAUAACGAACUUAAUUCAAGCCCUUCUAGUUUUAACACAAACCCCGUACCUACUGCUGCCCAAAUGCAAAAACCUAUGAGAACAGUAAGCGACUUAAUCGAGCGCUUGCAUGAGCAGUACGUUAAUAGGAAGCCAGAAGAGAAGGCAACAACAUUUUUAAAGCAACCAUUUACUGAACUUACACCGCAACUAGAUUUGUCGGAUCAAGUAACUGUUAUUAUCAGUGAAGAAUCUCGCGAUGCAGGAAGUUCAAAAGAUAUUUUUCGCUGUACCAUAGGAAAUAUGGAGAAUGAUGCUGAUGCGUUGGAAAAAAUAAUGCCUUAUUGGUUAGGAAAACUGCUUUUAGUGGAUGAUGUUCCUUCAAAGAACAGCCCGACGGUUGGAUUUUCGAUUCAGCCAAGCCCGAACUCAAAAUUACCAUCUAUAGUAAGCGAAACAACUCGUUUAAGUGCGAAUGCGAUGCUUCGAGUUCAAAAGAUUAUGGAUUACACACAAAGUAAAUUAAGUCAGCUUGUUCCGAAUAUGAAUGGUCAACUAGAAAUUCGAUGUAAAGACGUGGUUGUUACGCCCAAAAUGACACUAGCUACGGUGAAAACGAGACUCUGGCGUUCGGGAGAUGAUGUUAUUUUCCAGUACAAUUUAAAUCCAGAUGCGGUUGCUGAAGUUGUUCAAGGAACCCAAAAGCUGGAUAUAAAAGGUUAAAUUUUACAUCACGAUGAUUUAUUCUUGCUUAAACCUUUUUUUUUAUGUUAUAAUGUUUUGAAUUCAUUUAUUUUUAUUAUGCCAAAAAGUAUUGGUGAAGCAAAGAAAUGCUAAUCAGAACUACCAAGUACUUCUACUAUUUAUAUAUACACCGUUUUUUGUAACCUGUUUUCUUCCAUAUUUUAAAAGCAAAGCUUCUACUUUGCUCUUGUCUACCGCUAAAUUCUCAACAAACGGCCAUAUUUCGUCAUAUAACCAUUUAGAUUUGGCUUGAAAUAAAACUUGAAAACAGCGAGUAGGGUCUCGAGGUAACUGUAAGGAAGAAAAAUACUGUAUCGUGUCGGGCGCUGCAUAGAAAUAAAAUCCCUAGAUUGUUAGCUGUAGGAAAGCAAAGUGUUAAUACCUUGAGGAGAUCUAGUGAUACAAAAUCUUUACAACUCUCGGGAAGUUUCUCUGUCCAUUUUGACAGAAAGUGAGAAACUUCCGUAGUAAUAACAUCUUCUAGUAUAAACCGGCCUAUCCAAAAGCAAACCAGACUUUUGUCAAUGACGACUGUGUCAACCUGACUCAAAAAAGGAGUUCUUGAGAUACUCCACAAAAUCGCGACUACAGCAUCGGUGUCAAAUUGAUCUGCAAUAGCUGUUUUUUUAAACUCUUGUAUACUAAUAGCGGAAAAGUCGGCACGAAGUUGGUGCAUUAUUGCAAAUACCCAAUCAAUAAGUGUCAUUAUAUAAGAGGGGGAAAGUCUGUAAAGAGUAUUAUCUUUAAUUAUAAUGAAAUUUGAUCCCAAAAAGGCUUUAAUUUCAUUUUCACUAGCUGGUACUUGACAAAUAAAGUCUUGGAAGGAUAUCGACGAAGGAAUCUGCUUUCGACUAUUAGCUUGAAAGCCUGCUAAAUCUGUGCUUACCUCCUCGAGAGCAUCUUCGUCCCAAUAGGAAAUCUUGUCUUCAAUUGUAAUGGAUCCAUAGAUGUGUUCUAUUUCCAAGUAACUAUAUUUCGUGUCUUGCAAAGUCCAUUCUGAGGAAUGAGAGGACCGAAAUAGCAUCAAGGAGUUUGACUGUAUUAAUUGACGAACAGAAUAUGUAUUAUUACUCGUGCAUAGAACUGAAGAUUUCGAGUCCAACCCUGCUUUCAAAACAAUUCUAUAAUGAUUGUCAGUAAGACAAAAAUAAAAAGUCGUACUAUGUCAAAUGUUCCAUACUGUUCAUCCGAAUUUUGUUCUAAUAAAUUCUGCAACUCCUUGUCUAAUUCAAGAAGGGAAAAUUCUGGCUCUUCUUCAUGUUCAGAAAACUUUAGAGAUAUUUUCUUGCUUGUUGAAUCUUCUUCCAUACCAAAUAUUGUAACAUUAAACGACACCUAAUAUAUGAUGAUUAGUCUUUUAUAAUUGAAAUCAGUGAACUGUGUUUUGCAGAUACGAUGGACGGUAAUCCUUCAGUAGAAAUUCCGCCU
Molecule: messenger RNA, 4797 nt
Organism: Schizosaccharomyces cryophilus OY26
Lineage: Eukaryota; Fungi; Ascomycota; Schizosaccharomycetes; Schizosaccharomycetales; Schizosaccharomycetaceae
Product: WDR48 family WD repeat protein
Exons: 2
Coding region: 493-3348 (951 amino acids)
Biological process (GO): protein deubiquitination; double-strand break repair via homologous recombination
Molecular function (GO): ubiquitin binding
Source: RefSeq, a predicted model, not a curated record